Messenger RNA from Eriocheir sinensis (Chinese mitten crab), 4692 nucleotides. RefSeq lists its product as uncharacterized. Gene Ontology annotation, molecular function: GTPase activator activity. Gene Ontology annotation, cellular component: guanyl-nucleotide exchange factor complex. The transcript is spliced from 12 exons. Lineage: Eukaryota; Metazoa; Arthropoda; Malacostraca; Decapoda; Varunidae. The record is from RefSeq and is a predicted model, not a curated record. Bases 322 to 2859 code for a protein of 845 amino acids.
UGUAAGUCUGUGGUUAUAGGCUGUGAGACUUCCACUAUCUCCAAAGGUCCGAGGCUCGUAUCCCCGCGUGGUUUGUUUACAUCACGUGGCCACGAGCGGGGCGGCGCCGACCCGCGAAUUUUCCUCCCCCGCACCAUUUGUUCCGCCCCUGCCCCGCCCCGCACCGCCCCGCCCCGGCCGUGGCUCUACUGUGACAUGCGGGCCGUGCUGUGCGUGGGGGCUGCUGUGCACUGAGGGGCGUGGACUAGCGCCGUGCCCAGCCCAACACGCCCACCGCCAGACCAGCCGCGGGUGCUCGGGAGUUCAAACAAUCACAGCAUAAUGGCCCGAUGGCAGACAGAUCCUGGAAUACUUCGGGGUGGCACCUUCCCCUCAGGGCCUCUCAACUUGCCUCAAGGUCUUGACAUUCACCCAACUAUUGCCCCUCCAACAUUCAGGCCAUGGGGUUCCAGCACUGCCAAUGAAGACAUAGUUUUGCUGGCAGAGUUUUCAGAGAUUGAGGGACCCAUGCCACUGCUUUCAGUACCUCAGUCGCCAUCAGUCCAAAUUGACCUAAAUGAAUUUGUGGUGAAGGUCCUGUCAACAGACUACCUCAAUACAAGUGGUGAGUUUCGUGUGUAUGAGGACACUCAGUUAGUGCAACAAGACCUCAACCUUGGAGUGCAUGUGUAUGUCCACUACUUCACUCUUUAUGAUGUCCGAGCGAGGGGCUUUGUUCGACCCAUGUGCCUCUCCUAUAUCUCAUCUGAUUACCAGAAGUUGCUUCAUUAUUUCUCCCUACUCAAACAAAAAUUUACUGCUGCAACCGAGUAUCUGAAGAUGAGCAACUUUACCUGGUUCUCCAAGGAAAUGGAAGGAUUGAUUCGUGACCUAGAGUACACCAAGGAUCGUUACAUUCAGUCCCAACGCAGCAAUCUAGAAUCUACCAGAGAAGCAUCAUUUACUAAAGAGGAAGGAGAGGAGGAAGUGGACAGGAGUGGAAGUGCUCCAGACUCUUCAAGCAAGGAGAACCGUGACUACAAGAGCAGCAGUGUUGUUAUGACUGUCCAGCUGAGUGAUGCUUCACCUAACAAUGUAAACCUGCCAAAUCCCAGCCAGCUAUUUUCAGAUGAUGGCUCGUUAUUAAAUGCGACUGACCACGGAGAGAAACAGGAUCCAGAACUUUCACCAAUCAUUAAUGAGAGUUCCAAGGAGGAGGGGGAGGAGGCCAUGCUGAGGCACACCACCCUGGAGAGUGUGGCCAUGCAGAUUAUGGAGUGUCAGCACAUCCUGGACGUUAUCAGGCCACAUGUGGAAAAGAAAGAUAUUGAGGAAGACUUGAAUAAUCUGGCAGAUCAUAUUUUAUCUAAUCCUCACUCACCACUCUACAAAACCAUGAAAGACUUAAAUAUGUUGGAGAAACCUGAGACUAAAGCUCAGCCAACCAUCUGCAUUCUUUCUCUUAUGAAGCGCAACUUCCACGAUAUGCGCUCCAUUCAGCAGCUGUGUGGAGUGGGCUAUGUGAGGUGUUUGUUCCAGCUACGUGCCAUCCACGACAAGUUCUGCAAGCCGUUCCUUACUCUUAGGUUUGAAGACCUUGAUAAUGAGGUAUACAAAAAUCCCUUUGGAUCACUAUUUGUUGGCAACAUACCUGUGGUCAAUAUUCUUCGGGGUGAGGAGUACAGUAAACCUCAGGCACAAACAAACCCAUAUUCUGGUCUGUGUUGGGACACACACUAUGUAAAGUUCCUUAGAAAUGGAACAUCACAUGUGUCCACCCCAGACUCUGAAUAUGUGGCUACUAUGGACAAUCCCCAUGACAUGGCAUUAGUGUCAGCAGCAGCUGACUGUCUGGAGGUGUUCUCUCGGACAGGGGAAAGGGAAGCUUCCUCAAGUACACAGUCCCCAGAGAUUAGUAGAAGUGAAAAUCCUCACAAGGAGGGUUCACCACAGACUCCUAAGGAUAAGAAAGAAAAUAAAGAUGUAAAUGAAUUUUCAAAGUUAGAAGAAACUAAGGAUUCUACUGACAGCCAGUUAACCAGUGAUCAGUCGACUAGAGAAAAGAAAGAUGCCACUGAUCGCAGAAGAAUGUUGGUGACUCAGUGCAGCGUCAGCAGUGUCAGCAGCUGGGCAUCCAACCCCACACUGGACUUGGCUGGGUAUGAAGACAUCCAGGAGGAGGAGGGGGUGGAAGAAGACGUCCGCACCUUGGCUAAGGGAGAGCCAGUCCCUCGAGUGGACAUUGACAACAGGAGAGUGAUCAGCAAAGUUUGUCGGUUGGCUGGGCUGGUGCAGCAGUUCUGCGGCGUGUCUCACUGUCUAGUCCAUUCCCUGCUCUCUGGCCGCCCUGUUAUCAUUGCUGCAGAAGAGAGCUACAAGCCCACUGUGGUCAUGUAUGUGCGAGCCCUCUCCACCCUCCUGCCACGGACACCAGCUGAACCUCUUCCAGUCCUUAGGUGGCACACUGGCACUGUGACCGAGCACCACCUGCAGCAGUACAGCUUGAUGGGGGUGUGCAUCCCUGAGCGCCUCCACGUCCAGGACCUCAUGUCCAACUCUACAUUGAACCAGGUGACGGUGCUCAACAUAGAGACAGGGCACAUCUCUGGAGUGGCCUACAGUGGCACACUGGUUCGGGGAGUCGAACACUACGGUCGCAAGCUGUUCCACUCAAACUCUGCCCUCCAGGUAUGCCUUCAAUCCAUCAUAGUAGCCCUGGGACUCAAAGUCUAUCUGCUCUACCACCUGAUGGGCGUGACAAACCGCACCACAGAAGAAAUUCUGAAGGGCCUAGGUGUUCACAAGGGAGAUUGGGAUAUUAUUAUGUAUUUGACUGGAAUGGUUCAGAAACAAGCAAAGAAAAGGCUGGAAAGUUCAUGAGUUGAUUAAAUGUCAUUAUAUUGUUGAUUGUUCUUUACAGGGAAACACCAAUAUAUACAUUAUACACAACUAAGUGCUCUUGGUUUACAGUAAAUUUCACAUUAAAGUUUACUGUCAACCAAGAGUACUUAGUUAUUUAUAUUUUUGGUGUAUUGUAAUACUUUCACUUGUUGUUUGAUCUUUUUGAAAUAUAUUUUGAUGGCAUGAUAAACAUAUCAGUAUUGUUUUAGUCACUUCAGCAUUGUUCAUUAUACUAUAUACAUAUCAAAUCUAUGAAGUUUGUGGUAUGUGUUGUUCUUCUGCAAGGGGUGGACAUUAUAUUAAUGAAACUGUGAUAUGCUUCUACUUAUUGACAGGUAUAUCUCUAAUUAUCAUAAGUGCAGAUUCCUUCAUGUUUCAUAGUGAUGUUUUUGUUUACAUUUGUUAUAGCAAUGAAAAUAAGAAAACUAAGAUGCCAGGUAAAAUGAGUGAUCAAACCAUAAGUUUACUUAUAUAUGCAGAGUACUGAGGUGAGCUUUGCUCACUACACUAGAACAGGAAAGGUAACUAAAUGAUAGGCAUUUGAAGGAAAAUCAAGAGAAUGAAACUUUUGGUAAUUGAAUUAAAAAGUUUGAAUAAUUUUAAAGUAUGUUUUUUUGUUUUUUGUUUUUUUUCUCUUUUUUCCACCAUAGGUUUGCUCCAUUGAAUCUCUAGUCAAGUUCUCCUUUCCUUCUUAGUCACGAUACAUUUAGAGAGCUUAAGUCACGUGUACCUCUUCGUCGUUCCGUUUCCAUGACAUUUGUUUCCUUGUCAUUAGAAUAUAACGUAUGUGAGAAGCAUAGUAUAACUAUGUUCUCCAUGUCACUUAAGUGCCUGACCUCAUCCAUUUUAUAACUGUAUUCUAGCAGGAGAUGCUAAAUGUAAUAUCACAUUACAUCCAAACAAAAUUGCUGAAUGAAUUGCAUCUAGUAUCUUAUUAGCAUAGGACUUUUAAGGUAAAUGGUAAGACAACAUUCCACUUCCUGUUGCUCAAGAUUUGUAACGGUAGCGAGUAAGGCAUCACAUUACACAAAGCAAUAUUCACCUUGUUCGGAUGGCUUAUUUGUAUACUUUCGUAAGUGCAAUAUAUUCUUUAUUUCCCCUUGUUGAUGAUAUUGAACAACCUUAAUAAUACAUGGCUGAGAAAAAAAAGGUUGGGUACAGAACAAGAAUGUUUAAGUAAAGUACAUGAUCCACACUGGAGUCUAAGCGGCUGGGUCUUGUGUUUCUAGACAUAUUUCGUGGACAAUAAUGAUCCAUAUUGUAUAAAAUAGUAGUAUUAAUUUGGAUGGAACAGCACCUGUUGCAAAGGCACACACUUCUGUUUAGGAUAAAUGUUAAAAGAAUAUUCAAGUUAGUAAGAGAUUAUUCAGGUUACAGAAAUUCAAUAAAUCUGUGAAUAUUCUUUGUAGAAAUAUAAAUAUACCAAUUUUAAUACUAUAGAACAUUUCCUAAGGAGGAGCAAGUGUUGUAUGCCAAACCCUCAUAGCAUCAGUGUAUCUCAAAACAAUAUUACAAAAUCCUGAGGGCACUCACUAGGCAAAGCAUAUUAAAGUCAAGUACAUAGAUGUAAGGUAUAUUGCAUGCCAUACUCUCCUGGUAACAAAACUCAACCAGUAACUGUGACAAAUACAUAGCUGUUUCAGUAAGGAAAGCAAUAUUUAAAUAUCAUUGAAAGCACAACCAUAUCAAUAAUGUUCACAAUCAACUGAAAAUGUUGCCUUGCAAUAAUACCUAGUGAUAAAUGGAAGUGUAUUACAAGAGGAAUGGUCCUGAAUAUUAUGUAGUUAUAUAAAAUAAAUUACUUAAAAUUUA